Molecule: messenger RNA, 2101 nt
Organism: Anguilla anguilla (European eel)
Lineage: Eukaryota; Metazoa; Chordata; Actinopteri; Anguilliformes; Anguillidae
Gene: lap3
Product: leucine aminopeptidase 3
Exons: 13
Coding region: 138-1691 (517 amino acids)
Biological process (GO): proteolysis
Cellular component (GO): cytoplasm
Molecular function (GO): manganese ion binding; metalloaminopeptidase activity
Source: RefSeq, a predicted model, not a curated record
CGCUCUCGGAUGACAUAAGCAAACGCGACAGUAAAAGGUUGUAAUGACUUAUGAAAGCUCGAUAAUGAAUGCACAUGUGACUUUUUUGUCGGUAUUGUAAAACAGACCUAUGGUAUACUUUAUUGUUCUACAGAAUAAUGAUGCUUCCGUUUAGAAAAUUACUAUUACCUUUGGUUAGUAGACCAAGCUGUAGACCAUUUUCAGUAUCCCAAAACUACUGGCAUGCCAAAAAAGGCUUGGUACUUGGUGUGUACGAGAAAGAAAAGGACGAUGAGAGCCUGCGUUUCACGGAGGCGGCGGAGAGUUUUGACCGCUCACUGUCAGGAAAGCUACGCGAGCUGUUGUCAAUAUCUGGACCAGCGCUGAAAAAGGGGAAAAGCCGGGUAUUUUAUGGUGUACAUCAGGAUUUUUCCAGCAUUGUUGUUGUCGGUCUUGGUAAACAUUCAGCAGAGGUUUGUGGCAAAGAGAACUGGGACAGUUGCAAAGAAAAUAUUCGAGCUGCUGUUUCAGUGGGCUGCAGACUGCUGCAGGACCUGGAGCUGGGGGAGGUGGAGGUGGACCCCUGUGGCGACGCCCAGGCUGCGGCGGAAGGGGCGGUCCUGGGGCUCUUCCAGUACGACGAGUUCAAGCAGAAGAAGAAGACGCCCGUCAAAACUCAGCUGCACGGCAGCUCCAGUACCGCAGCUUGGCAGAGGGGCGUCCUGUACGCGGAAGGACAGAAUCUGGCCCGUCGCUUGAUGGAAGCACCAGCCAAUCACGUCACCCCAACGUUUUUUGCGGACUGCAUACAACAGGAACUUUCACCGUUCUCCGACAAAGUUGCUGUCCAUAAAAGACAGCAGUCCUGGAUAGAGGAGCAGAAGAUGGGGGCAUUCUUAAGUGUCUCAAAAGGCUCAGAGGAGCCCCCUGUCUUCCUGGAGCUGCACUACAAGGGAAGCCUGGAAUCCGGUCAGCCGCCACUGGUACUAGUCGGGAAAGGAAUUACUUUUGACAGCGGUGGGAUUUCGCUGAAGCCCUCCUCAGGAAUGGACGCCAUGAGGGCGGAUAUGGGCGGGGCCGCGACCGUCUGCUCCGCCGUCGUCACCGCGGCGGCCCUGAAACUUCCCAUCAACAUCAUCGGUCUGGCGCCUCUGUGUGAAAACAUGCCCAGUGGGAAAGCUAAUAAGCCUGGUGACGUUGUCAGGGCGAAAAACGGAAAAACCAUCCAGGUGGAUAACACAGACGCAGAAGGCAGACUCAUACUGGCCGACGCCCUCUGCUACGCCCACAGCUUCAACCCCAAAGCGAUCAUCAACGCUGCCACUUUAACGGGUGCGAUGGAUGUAGCUUUAGGAUCUGCUGCUACGGGAGUAUUCACCAAUUCCGAUUGGCUGUGGAGUCGCCUGCAUAAGGCGAGCAUCGUGACUGGCGAUCGAGUCUGGCGAAUGCCCCUGUUCCAGCAUUACACCCGACAGGUCACUGACUGCCAGCUGGCUGACCUCAACAACAUUGGGAAAUACAGCCGGUCUGGAGGUGCAUGCACUGCAGCGGCGUUUCUGGGUGAGUUUGUGACGGCCCCACACUGGGCGCACCUGGACAUCGCCGGGGUGAUGUCAAACAAAGACGAGGUCCCGUACCUGCGCAAGGGCAUGUCAGGCCGACCCACACGGACCCUGGUGGAGUUCGCCGCUGGCCUCAGUGCAGAAUCCUGAAAGAACUGGCUCUAGAUCUCCUAGAACCGGCUGGGUCUAUCCAGUUAUGUAAAUCCAAUUUUAACAAAUGCGCUUUCAUUUGUUGAGUAAAUCAUAACUGUGGUAAGACGUCACGUGUAAAGGAAGAUUUCUUAACAAACUGCACAACGCUCCAACAUUUGGAGGACAAAAAGAAAUAAGGAUUCAAAAGAGAUUUAUACCUAUACUGUAUCCAAUAUUACGUUUAAGGAAACGUUUUAAGCUUUUGUAAUGCUCCAGGAUUAUUGGCUAUCCAACACUAUCUGCCAGUGACACUGCAGCAGCCACAAGGAGCAUCUAAAUCAAGUGUCAUAAAUAAUUUCCUGAAAAUAUCUGUACUGUGUAAUGCAAUAAAACGGUGAUGUUAAAAAACUUGUGUAUUGUUAAACUCA